Messenger RNA from Danio rerio (zebrafish), 1684 nucleotides. The record is from RefSeq and is a predicted model, not a curated record. NCBI's taxonomy places the organism in Eukaryota, Metazoa, Chordata, Actinopteri, Cypriniformes, Danionidae.
GUCCACAUAAUGUUCAUCAAUCUAGUGAGCAUGCACACACAAAACACCCAAUGGGAUUCAUUUGGAAGAUAUUUAAUGGGUGAUACUCUGACAGCACUCUAAUUAUUCUCUUUUCAUCAUGUGAUGGCAAAGAUUAGCAGAGGAUUACAAGGAACUCGGUUCAGUGUUAACAGCAUCUGUGUUUAAUUAUAUAUUGAUAUUUUUCUAAAAAUGUCUAAUUUAAAUGCAUCUGCAUCUAACCUUACUCAGAGACUGAUAGAUCAAGAUGCACCAACUAAGGCAUUUUUGUUUGUGACACCAUGUGUUAUUUUCCUCUAUGUCAAUGGGGUCAUGCUCUUUACUUUGAGGAAAAAGGCUGUUUUUCAGGAAACAUCCCGCUAUAUUCUCUUCGGUCACAUGCUUUGGGUCGAUACUCUCAAUCUCUUUAUGAGUGUGGUGUUGUAUAUAUGUGCUGUCAGUAGGAUUUUAAUCAUGAAGAAUGUCUGUCUUCUUCUUCUCAUUGCUGCAACAGCUCUCUUUCAGGUCUCAACUUUAAAUCUAGCAUUAAUGUCACUGGAGAGAUAUGUGGCCAUCUGUUUUCCUCUCAGACAUGCAGAAUUUACCAGUUUUAAAAGAACUCACACAGCUAUCUGUGUUGUUUGGGUCUUGGGUUUGAUUCAGUGUUUGUCUGAGAUGAUUAUCUUUUAUUCUUUUGAUACUACAAACAUAGCAAUGAAUUUGUUUUGUUCAAGGACUACUCUGUUCAGAUUGCAGAUAUAUAAGAAAUUUGAUAUAGCUUUCACGUGUAUAUUUUUUGUGUUAGUGUGUUUUGUUAUAAUCUUUACCUAUGCCUCUAUAGCAGCUGUGGCUAAAACGGCUGCCUGUGAUAAACUGUCAGCCAAAAAAGCUAACAAGACUGUUCUUCUGCAUCUAAUACAGCUGGGUCUUGGCGCAUCUUCCAUCUUAGUUGGAGUUAUUCAAGAAGCUAUUUAUGUUUAUACUGACUUCUUGACUGCACUAAAUGUAAUGUAUUUUUGCUUCCUAGUGUUUAUAAUUUUCCCCAAAUGUCUAAGUCCUCUUAUAUAUGGUAUGAGAGAUCAGGCCUUUUGCUGUCUGUUUAAAUACUACUUUACAUUUGGUAAAGGUAAAGUCAAACCAGUUACCAUAGAAUUACAUGUUUAAAAGAUUAUACUCCAUAUGUUGUGAUGAUAUAUCAAACUGCAAACAGACAAUCACAAAUAACUGAGGCAAAAAAUACAAGCACACAGACUUGUUAAACCUUUUUAACAAUAUAGUUUGUUUCACAGAGAUAUGAACUUUGUUUCAUAAUUGCUGAAUUUGUAAAGAUUUGUGUAAAAGUCAUUUUAUAUCGUUUUGGUUUGACUUUUCAAAUGAAGUUUGAAUUGGCCGUUUGUUCUCCUUCAAAAAGUGUCAAAGAAAAUAAACUGUUUAAGUGUAAUGAGAUGUCUCUCCUCUAUCACUAUUCUUAUCCAGAUUGGUUUAUGCUAGUAUAUAGUGGUUUUAGGCACUCUAAUGCUAAUUUGUCAUGUGUAUAUGGCAGUGUAAUUUCAACAACUGAUGAAAAUUCAAUAAACAAGAAGACAAUUCAGCGGAGCAUUAGUCACCAUAAUGAUAACUUCAAAUAGACGUCAUCUUUAUAUAUUUAAGAUAUGAAAAAAUAAAGCAAAUAAAAUCAUAAUAUAAA